Molecule: messenger RNA, 1771 nt
Organism: Diorhabda sublineata
Lineage: Eukaryota; Metazoa; Arthropoda; Insecta; Coleoptera; Chrysomelidae
Exons: 3
Coding region: 117-443 (108 amino acids)
Source: RefSeq, a predicted model, not a curated record
GAUAUAUCCGGGUAAUCGGAAGUGCGCAUGUGUAUUUACGUCCAAAAUGCGUGUCAGUUUAGAUGCGAUUUUAACCUGUUAGAAAAAAAGAAAGUAGGGAAAGUGAUCUUAAAAUAAUGGCGGAAUUCCAUCUCGAUUUGAAUAAUUCCUUAGAUAUGCGUAUAGCUGAAUUUAAAAACGAUCCCGAAAAAAUAAAAGUCGUCAAUGAAUUCUUGAACGAAAUAUUCGAGAAGGCGCAAAAAGAAGCCGAAAAAAAAAAUGGUAAACAAAAAGGAAAAUUGGACGCGUUAGGAUUCCAAAAUGGGUCUAAAAAAAUUGGAGUUUGGUCUAACAGAGCGAGAACUUCGGCGAGAUCUUUCGCAUCUAGAAUAUUCACGACUAUAUGCAAUUGCACGAAUUCGGUUAAAACUACGUUUAUUUCUAAAAAUAACGGCAAUAAUUGAUAAAAAAAUAAUACGUUUCUAAUGUAUUGAAACCCUCUUCAGGUUUUUCAUUCUUCAAAUACGAAAAUACGACUUUUCGGUUUUACUCCUUCGAUAAAAAUGUGAAUUUUUUAAGCAAUAAUUGAUGAAUGAAGAUGAAAAAAAUUGAACGAGGGUUGUUUUUAGUAAAAAUAAAAUGGUUUUCCUUUGAUGUCCUUCCAAAUGUAACCCAAGCAAAUAUUUAAAAAUGUGUGGUGAAAAAAAAUGUUUAUCAGACUUUUGUUUAGAAGAUUUUGAUUGAACUCGUAUAUUUACGAUUUCUGUAUUAUUUAAAUGCGAUUAUACUAUCAGGGUAUAUAUAAAAACGUAUUUAAGUAACUAUAUUUAAUCAAUAAUUGAUGUGACAAUCAUAAGAAAUUUCUAAAUAACAAUUUAAUCCAGUUCAAACUGAUAUUUAUCGACUUUUUCGAACGUAUUGUGUGAAAAAAUGUAUCAUUUUUUCGAUUUUGUUAAACCAAGGGUGUCUACUUAUAUUUUAUUGGCGAAAUAAAUACUAAAUAAUAUACAAAAUUAGUUGAUUUGUCUAUAUGUUUUGAUAUAAUUAUAUUGCCUCAUUUAUACCAAUAGUUAGGACGAUGCCAAUUUUUUUAUAAAGAAAAUUAUUCCUUAACUAGGUUUCUUUGAAAUUUGUAUUAAAAAUUUCCAUUAUUUUGAUCUUCAUUAAUUUUUAAAUGGUAACAAGUAUUUGAAUUCAUAUUUUCAUUCUCUGACCCCCGUAUCUCAGUUACAAUAACAUUAAGGAUAUUACCAAUUUUUUUAUGAAUAAAAUGAUUCUUAAUGUAAGUUACUGUGAAAUUUGAACUCAAUAUUUCAAAUAAUUUCGUCAGUAUGAAUUUCUAAAAGAUUACAUGUUUUCAGACUCAAAUUUUUAUACUUUGAACCCCCAUAUAUCGGUUACAGCAACAUUUACGACAUUGUUAAUUUUUUUAUGAAUAGAAUGAUCCUUGAUAUAAGUUACUGUAAAAUUUGAAUUCAAUAUUUCAAAUAAUUUGGUCAAAUGUUUUCAGAUUCAAAUUUUCAUACUUUAAGCCCCCGUAUCUCAUUUAUACCAACUUUUACGACAUCAUCGAUUUUUUUCUGAUAAAAUGAUCUUAUAAAAACAUUCCUUUGAAAUAUUAUCCCGAAAUCUUCAUUAUUUUUAUCUAUAUGAAUUUUUGAAUGAAUCAAAUCCUGUAAUCAUCAAUUCAAUUACAUUCAGGGAACAGUAAAAAAUAGGAGAGAACUUAUAAGAAAAGUAAACACUCUGGUUAAAUACUUAUUAUGAGAAUUUUAAUAAAAACUUACCCAAA